UGACUUCACACUGUGAGGCAUCGUAUACACGGACUGAAGAUCUUCAUGAAGGUCUGACGUUGGGUGUUCGUUCCCUCCACCCUCUCCCCGUCCCACGGCCGGCUGGACCUUUGGAGCAUGGAGCUGAAGGUGUGGGUGGACGGGGUUCAGCGAGUGGUCUGUGGCGUCAGUGAGAAGACCACGUGCCAGGAGGUGGUCAUUGCUCUGGCUCAGGCAAUGGGUCGCACUGGACGCUACAUACUGAAGGAAAAGUGGAGAGACGUAGAAAGGCAUUUGACGCCAGAUGAGAAGCUCUUGCCAUCGCUCAGUAAGUGGGGCCAGCAGGCCAAGGAUGUCCAGCUGAUUCUCAAUCGCACUGGCCCCUCUCUUGGCCUGCGACCCGCUCCAGAGAAGGCCCAAGGGCCCGAGAGAAACAUCCACCGCCAGAGUCUCCCGACGCUGGCACAGCUGUGGAAUAAAAGCGACAGACGCAGCCACUUGAAAGAAGCCAAGAGAAAGUCCCUGAACUUUGCUGAAGGGGCCCGGGAGUGGCUGGAGUCCUUCGGGAAGGGCAAGGAGGCCAAGGCCAACAUCAAAGAUGCGGAGACUGGGAAGGAGGCCUCAGGUGUUGCUCAGUCCCCUAGAGAGGACUUGAAUCAGCUGCUCCACGAUCAAAAGGAGAAGCUGCAGAGCCUCCAAGCUGAGCUAGAGUCGACUGAGGCGGAGAUCAGGCAACUGGCGGAGGAGGAUGGCCAUCCCGAGGUGAACAAGCAGAUCAUCAGCCUCCAGGAUCUGGUCGGCACGAAGAACACCGAGGCAGAGGAAGUGGAGUUCUGGGAGAACGAGCUAAAAGCUGAGCAGCUCCAUGGGGAAGAGCUGAAGGAGCAGAUGGAGGAGGUGAGGAUGAAGCUGGCGGAAUGCGAGGAGAAACUGAGGCACUGCCUGCUGGAGGCGCAGGUCCUGGAGGCCGGCACUCAGGCUGCCCAGUCCCAGAGGGAACGGCAACAGGUCAAAUCCAGCCCUGGCCUGAGGGACAAGGUUGUUAAAGCGAAGGAGGAGAUAACGGCAAAAUGCCAGGAGGCCGAUCAGCUGGAGGAGAACUCGAGGCUGGUGGAGGCGGCCAUUGGGAAGGUGGAAGAUGUAAUUCAGAGGAAACACUGUGAACUGGAAGAUCUGACCAAAGAGCUCCGCCAGGCAAACCUCCUCCAGUUCAUUCAGCGGACAGGCACUAAGAUCAGCAUCCUCCCUGCACAGGAGGGAUGUACUGAGGUCAUAGAUCCUCAUUUCCAUCUUGACUCCCUCAAGCGUGACAUGCUUCCUGCCAAAACCAAGGAUCUUCAGAGCUCAUUGAUCUCCACUUUUAACCAAGAAGGGAUUUAUGUAUAACUCUUUCAUCUUACAAUGAUUUUGAUUCUUUUACGUACAGCAGGGGGUCACUCCAACAUGCAUGCCUUGUUCUAACAGCUUUAGCUCUGAUGAUGUUAAUUGGUGUUAGAUAAGAAUACAUCAUUGAAGCUCUGAAGGUUUGAGAAAGGGACUUGCUUUCGUCUGAGUAUGAAAUGCGCUUCAAGGCUCGCAUCACAAGAAGGCAACCUGUAUCCUGUUGUAUCAUGGAUUUUGAUCUGGGACGUAGAUUUGCAACUGAAAUUCUGACAAUAACAGCAUAUACAUAGAUAGAUAUAUAGAUAUGAUGAUGAAAAUGAUGCUGAACAUAGCAUGUAUAU
This is a messenger RNA of Amblyraja radiata (thorny skate), 1703 nucleotides long. RefSeq names its product ras association domain-containing protein 8-like. The coding region runs from base 118 to 1365 and encodes 415 amino acids. The transcript has 4 exons. The record is from RefSeq and is a predicted model, not a curated record. NCBI's taxonomy places the organism in Eukaryota, Metazoa, Chordata, Chondrichthyes, Rajiformes, Rajidae. Gene Ontology annotation, biological process: signal transduction.